Molecule: messenger RNA, 2018 nt
Organism: Oldenlandia corymbosa var. corymbosa
Lineage: Eukaryota; Viridiplantae; Streptophyta; Magnoliopsida; Gentianales; Rubiaceae
Source: the annotation of a GenBank genome assembly
UCGGUCCUUCCGACAUACUAUUUUCUGUCGUCUGUCUUUUCCUCUCUCACCACUUUCAGCCGACACCGGCAAAACAAAAGCUACCCAGCAUUUCGUAUUUCUUUCAUUUCUGCUGUGUUGGACUUUUCAGUUCCCUUCUGAAGCUUCCAGCUCAGACUGAAGACAUUUUUCACAGUUGACUUCUUGUUUGGGAUGUUGUUGAAUCAAUCAAUGUUUGUGUGGUGACAGAAGAUUACUAAUUACAGUCAUCCUCUCCGAUUCUUCGAUUUCGUUCUUGGUUUUGUUUGAGUAUUGAUAUUGUUAUUACUUUGGAAACGCCUCCAUUUUUGUCCUGUUUCUGAAAGGAUUUUAAUUGGAACCAAACCAAGAGUUUUUCUCUGUCCUAGCUCGCCGCAGCUGUUCCCAAAUUCCUCUCCGGCGAAUCUCAAAAUCCGUUCCUCAAUUAUUUUGCUUCCGCACUCUUAGGGAUGGAAAACCACGGUGGCGCCGCCGUCUCCCACGACUCAUUUUCGUCGUCUUUCAGCAAAUUUAAUACCGCACUUACCGCCGGACUUCUUAACCCAAUGUCGCCGCCGCCGACGGUCGAUAAAACCCGUUCCAGCCCGACCCUUUUCGAAAUGAUGGCUAGCGAACCCGAUAGCCUACCUAGAGCCACUCCAAUGACAACCCACCAGAUCCAAAAUGGCGUCGCCUCAACUAUCCCUAAUCAGAAACCUCUUGAUAAACAAGCCGUAAUGCAGCAGCGCCUAAUGGAUCUUUUAUCCUGUCGGAGCCCCGGGAACCAAUUUAACGACUCGGGUUCGGGUGAUGUUAAGCUAACUCUGAGCUCGAAAGAUGGUUUGAGUGUUACAAUGAGUGUUCAUAGGCAGAUCCUUGUAGUUCACAGUAGAUUUUUUGCGGAGAAAUUGUGCGAGAAAUGGGUUAAACAGCCAAGGAAUGUGGGCCCUUAUGUGGUGGAGAUUGCUGAUUGUGAUGAUAUUGAAGUUUAUAUAGAGACUUUGAAAUUGAUGUAUUGUAAAGAUUUGAGGAAGAGACUUAUGAAGGAGGAAGUCUCCCGAGUCCUUGGAAUCUUAAAGGUUUCUGCAGCUAUUGGAUUCGAUGCUGGUGUCUUAUCUUGUUUAGAGUUCUUAGAGGCGGCUCCAUGGGCUGAGGAUGAAGAGGAGAAAGUGGCUGCAUUGUUAUCAGAAUUACGUCUUGAAGGUGUUGGAGCUGGGGAAGUUUUAAAGAGGGUUUCUCUUGAUAUCACUGGAGGAACACAGGAGGGGAAAGAUAAUGAAGAAGUACUUCUUAAGCUGAUACAGGUAGUUCUCCAAGGAAAAGAUGAGAAGGCCAGGCGCGAGAUGAAAGUUUUAGUGUCAAAAAUGUUACGAGAGAAUUCUGCUCAUAGUGAUUUGAGGAAGGAGUCGCUAUACUCAGCUAGCGAAGAGUGUUUGAAGUCUCUGCGCCACACUUUUUUAAAGGCAGCAGAGGCGGAUAGGAAGGAUGUCUCCAAGAUUGCACACCAGGCUGAUAAUUUGCAUUGGAUUUUGGAUAUAAUGAUUGACAGACAGAUUGCUGAAGAUUUUCUCAAGGCUUGGGCAUCUGAAUCUGAACUAGCUAAAGCACAUUCAAAAGUUCCUGCCAUUCAUCGGUACGAGAUUAGCAGGGUUACUGCUAGGCUGUUUGUUGGGAUUGGGAAGGGGCAAUUACUCGCAUCUAAGGAUGCAAGAUGCUUACUUUUGCGAACCUGGUUAACCCCAUUUUAUGACGAUUUCGGUUGGAUGAGGAGAGCAUCUAAAGGGCUGGACCGCCACUUAAUUGAAGAAGGGCUGUGUAAUACUAUCUUAACUCUGCCUUUGGCCUGGCAGCAAGAAAUUUUUAUGUCUUGGUUCGAUCGCUUCCUGAAUUCUGGAGAAGAUUGUCCAAAUAUCCGACGGGGUUUUGAAGUUUGGUGGAGGAGAGCUUUUUGGAGGCGAAGUGAUGAGCCUGAGCGGCCUCGCCAAAUGCGUAUUGUAAAUGCUACAGUUGAGAAUUCGUGA